Molecule: messenger RNA, 713 nt
Organism: Drosophila kikkawai
Lineage: Eukaryota; Metazoa; Arthropoda; Insecta; Diptera; Drosophilidae
Gene: Svip
Product: small VCP interacting protein
Biological process (GO): negative regulation of VCP-NPL4-UFD1 AAA ATPase complex assembly; negative regulation of retrograde protein transport, ER to cytosol; positive regulation of autophagy
Cellular component (GO): endoplasmic reticulum membrane
Source: RefSeq, a predicted model, not a curated record
UCUGUCCGUUAUCGAAGGCCCCCCAGCUCUUAUUUUUGUUUACUUCUCAUAUUUUCAACUUUUAAGAAAAGAAGCCCUAUUUUUGUUCAGGAAAAAGUAUAAAUUAAUUAAUUGGACAACAUGGGCGCCUGUUUUUCAUGCUGCGGCCAGAGCGCCGAGGAGACUAAUCUGAUGCCCUCGCCUGAGGAGCGCCGGCAGCAGCAACUGGACGCGGCGGAGAAGCGUCGCCAGGAGAACGAGCAGCGUGGCAUCAAGAAUCCGGAGAGCGUACGUCGCCAGCAACAGAGGGCAGAGGAGCUGCAGCGACGCGAAGAAGAAGCCGCCCGUCAGGGUCAGGGACAGGCCAACCUGAGGUGGCAAACGAGCUAAGAUCCAAGGGACUAACUCCUCCGUUUUUUGUACUUGACUCCAACCUGUUUCCUGAUCUUUUUGUACUUGUAACUUGUCUUUGUUAUGGCCACCUGGAUGCACCGUCUCAGGGUUUUUCAGCCAGCGACCAAAAAUGUACAACCAAAAAAUAAAAACACACCAAAUUGUUAUCAGUGAAUAAUGAUUCGUGGCGGGAUUAGUCUAACUAAUUCCAAGAAUCUAAAAUCUACAUAUGCAUCUCUCGGUAUUUGUUAAUUGCUCGUCAUUUCUGUUGUUUAUUAAACUGUAUUUUAUGCUGUACAUAGCAAUUGUAUUGGAUAAUAAAGACCGUUUAUAAAUCUAAA